GAAAGGAGCGUCCCUCCACGGACGCGCGUGCUGCUGUACUAUUGUCCGGUGCGUGCAGAUGGUUCUCGGGUUUGAUGGCUUCAGGGAAAUGGAAUUUCUAAAUUCCAAGCUCAGUUCGGUGAUUCGGGACAUACUAAAUAAGCGUUCAAUGUAAUAGUUGACACGUCUGCUGCAGACCUCUGACUUCCCAACAACCCAAAGAGGUGCCAAAGAAGUGUGCGCGGACAAACAAGCAGUGCGCGUUUUUCCCUCUGUCUCUCUGAGUCAAGUAUUUGGAUUUGACAAAUCAAAAUAUUUAAGCCAUUUUCAUAGCUGGUUGGUUUUACUUUUAAAUCUUGAGAUUUUAGAUUUUUCUUCUCAAUAAAACACUCUUACUUAGUCACUUACAUGGGAUUACGACCUCUCAUCAAUGAAGUCCGGCAUCAGUUUUAAACCGAUUUUUCUCUUUUAGAAGAACAGGCAGGUGACCGACGAGUUUAAGAUGACAUAUUUGAUUGUUUUUAUUCUGUCAUUAUCAACGUGUCUGUCUGUGGUGAGUGGAAGGCAUCCAACAUGUAAUUUCCUCCUGGAGCUUGAAACAGACCAGGAAGAAUGUCUUGUGAAGCUGAGGGACGAAGAAUCUUCAAAUUACUCCAAAGGAGUGGGAUGCAAAGCGAUCUGGGAUAACAUAGCAUGUUGGGACCGUGCAGAGGUUGGAGAGACUGUCACUAGAGAGUGCCCCAGAGUGCUCAAGAUGUUUUUUGGCAGAAAUGGAAACAUAAACAAGAACUGUACAGCGGACGGAUGGUCUGAUGUUUUCCCCAACAUCAGCAGUGUGUGUGGGGCAGAAGAAAAGCAUGAUAAGCUUGUCUUCUUUACGGUGGUGAAGACUCUGUAUACGCUGGGCCACAGUUUGUCUUUGAUCGCCCUCACAACCGGGAGCGCCAUUCUCUGUCUAUUCAGAAAACUCCACUGCACGCGGAACUACAUUCACCUCAACCUGUUCUUUUCCUUCAUCCUGAGAGCGGUGGCAGUCCUUGUGAAGGACGACAUCCUCUUCUCUCGCAAUCAGUGCUCUGAGCAGCCUUCACUGAUUGGAUGCAAGGCGAGCCUGGUGAUUUUUCAAUACUUUAUCAUGGCCAACUUCUUCUGGUUGCUGGUCGAGGGCCUCUACCUCCAUACGCUCCUGAUUGUCAUCUUCUCUGAAAAUAGACACUUCAUUGUUUAUCUUCUCAUCGGCUGGGGAUUCCCAACCGUGUUUGUUUCUGCAUGGGCUAUAACAAGGGUUUAUUUUGAGGAUACUGGAUGCUGGGAACAGAAUGAUAACCCAAUCCCCAAGUGGGUGAUCAAUGUACCUAUAGGCUUCUCCAUCAUGGUGAACUUCCUCCUGUUCAUCAGUAUUAUAAGGAUUCUGGUUCAGAAGCUGAGGUGUCCUGAUGUGGGUGGCAACGACCAGUCACAAUACAGGAGGUUGGCCAAAUCCACUCUGCUGCUGAUCCCCCUGUUUGGCAUCCAUUACGUUGUCUUUGUGUCUCUCAAUGAAUCCAUGGAAAAUUAUAAAAUCUUCUUUGACCUUGCUAUCGGAUCCUUUCAGGGCCUGGUGGUUGCCAUCCUGUACUGUUUCUUAAACAGUGAGGUUCAAGGGGAACUCAAGAGAAAAUGGCGGAGUAUAUGCCUCAACUGCCAUAUGGCCCGAAACUACACCCAGCACAACACCUACGCCUCCAGAAACGGCUCAGAGAACAUGGCUCAGUUCCAACGUAAUUCUCGUGCUCAGUCCUUCCUGCAGUCAGAGACCACUGUAGUGUGAGGGCUGCGUGUAAAAGAGGGAUCGUCUCCAUUAAAACGCUCUGGAACUCUGGUAUUGGCCUAAAUACACACUACAGCACACACAGCCUACAGUUGUGGGCACUAAAAAGUUAGCUUGGACCACGGUAUUGGCAGAACAAUUGGCAUAAUGGCACUCUAGGAUCUUCUAAUGAGUUUGUCACUAAAACCUGGAUCCCGGUACAGGGUUUGAAUUUAUUUAUUUUUUAUGGCAGAUGGCGUAACAGGGUAUUUUUGAACAAAUAUGAAUCAAUUGGGCUAUGCUGCGUUAAUGUCAAUAUUUGUAAUAAUUGGUUUAAGUAAACAUUUUCAUUACUGGAUGCCAAGGAGAAGUGCUCUGCAUGGCUCUUAAAUCUUUAUCUCUCUCUCCCUCUCCCUGUAGUAAAAUGGAUUUCACUCUGUGGUUAACGACCAGAGAUGCCUCUGCCUAUACGCCCACGGUUCCAGGGCCACUAAGGUGUCCCCAACCCAAAAAGGAAAAAAACGAAGGAACUCAGUCGGGGUUUCAACUUACUGUUGAGAGUUACAAAGUAGAAUACACAAGUUGCAAUUUAGAAAUAUGGUCAUGCAUUGCAGUUUGCCACUUGUCAUGUCAGUCACUGACAGUCACUCAAUUAGCCCAGCUAUGUCAGCUCAAUUCUUUAGAUAGCUGGGUAGACUACCUUUCUCAGCAAUCUAAACCCUGUAGUAAUCAUCACCAAAUGACAGACUGGGCAUGGAGUGUGCCGAAG
Molecule: messenger RNA, 2537 nt
Organism: Oncorhynchus masou masou (cherry salmon)
Lineage: Eukaryota; Metazoa; Chordata; Actinopteri; Salmoniformes; Salmonidae
Product: vasoactive intestinal polypeptide receptor 2-like
Exons: 13
Coding region: 482-1789 (435 amino acids)
Biological process (GO): adenylate cyclase-modulating G protein-coupled receptor signaling pathway; cell surface receptor signaling pathway
Cellular component (GO): plasma membrane
Molecular function (GO): peptide hormone binding; G protein-coupled peptide receptor activity; vasoactive intestinal polypeptide receptor activity
Source: RefSeq, a predicted model, not a curated record